GCGUUCGACUGUUCGAGAGCUGCUUCUUGUGCGGGUUUUUGGAGUCUCGUCGUACACACAAAUAGUCUAGCGUCGGACUUGGGGCGAAUCGGUUCAGUGUUUUACUGUUGGUUUUGCUCGUGAUCAGGAAUAGCCAACAACAGAAGUAUAGCAAAGUGUUCAACGGUCUUUUUGUUGGGGGGAUUCGCGUAAGCUCAGCAUCUUCACCUUUGCCAUAAUUGGGCACCUUACGUAAGGGACAGCAACCCUGCUCAACUCCCUUGGUUGAACUCCCUUCCAAACCCUCCCGGAAGUGUGCGCCUGACCGCAAGCAAGCCUGUGUGAUCUCCGCGACCUGAUAAAAGUGAGAGUUUUUCGUGCUUUAUCGCGCUCCAGCUCCGGCAGCCUCAGAAGUGUUUUGUGCGCGCGCUCAGUUGAGACCAACUUGAAGAGGGAGAGAAAGGAAGCAAUAAUGUUUGUCAAGCGAAGGAAGUUCCCCAACUCCAACAACAACGAAAUUUUGAACAACUCCAACUACGAGAAGCAGAAGCAGCAGGUGGCAAAAUUGCGCUGCACCAAGCAUAAAGACUGCAACGGCGGCACAAGUGAGUGCCUGCAAGUUGCCACCAAUGUCACCGAGCAGAAACACAACGUGACCCGGGAGGUGCGUGGCCAGAAUCUCGGUCUCUGCCGGGGCUUCCGCGGCUGCACGCUCUGGCUGACGGGACUCAGCGGAGCGGGCAAAACGUCGAUCGCGUUCGAGCUGGAAGCCUACCUCGUGUCCAAGGGCAUCCCUGCGUACGGCCUCGACGGGGACAACAUCCGAACGGGUUUGAACAAGAACCUGGGCUUCUCGCAGGUCGAUCGAGAGGAAAACAUUCGUCGUGUGGCCGAAGUGGCGAAACUGUUUGCCGACAGUGGAGUCGUGUCGAUCUGCAGCUUUGUGUCGCCGUUCGCCGAGGAUCGGGAGAUGGCGCGGAAGAUUCACAAAGAUGCGGACUUGAAGUUUUUUGAAAUCCACGUCAAUACUCCGCUGGAGGUGUGCGAAUCUCGAGAUGUUAAGGGGCUGUACAAGAAGGCUCGCCAGGGUUCGAUCCAAGGGUUUACGGGAGUUACGCAAGCGUACGAAGCUCCCGAGAGCCCGGACUUGGCCGUUUCGACGGAGGGUGUUACGGUACGACAGUCGACGUACAAGCUGAUAAAGCUACUUGAAGACGAGAACAUUAUACCAAAGUUCAUCAAGGAAGACGAACCCAUUCCGGAGUUGUUUGUGGCGGACCACUUGAGAGUUGAGGUCGAGGCGGAAGCAAAAACACUGCCAUCAAUCCCAAUCAGCACCGUUGAGUUGCAGUGGCUCCAAGUGCUGGCCGAAGGUUGGGCCCACCCGUUGAAGGGUUUCAUGCGCGAGAAGGAAUAUCUGCAGGCGUUGCAUUUCAACUGUGUAUUAAGCGAGGAUGAAACGAUGCGUGAAAACCAGUCCAUUCCAAUAGUAUUAUCGGUUAGUGAAAGUGAUAAGAACAAACUAGACGGAGUCAGUGCCCUGUCGUUAUCGUACGAGGGUCGGUUGGUGGCAAUUCUGAGGAAGCCCGAGUUUUACGCUCAGCGAAAGGAGGAACGAUGCGCGCGGCAAUUCGGAACCGCAAACGGCGACCAUCCGUACAUCAAGAUGAUCAUGGAAUCUGGCCAAUUUCUUGUCGGUGGCGAGGUUGAAGUGCUCGAUCGUAUCGUUUGGAACGACGGGCUGGACAGCUAUCGUUUGACGCCGAACGAGCUGCGGAAAAAGUUCCAGGACAUCAAAGCGGACGCCAUAUUUGCCUUCCAGCUGCGCAAUCCCAUCCACAAUGGACACGCACUGCUGAUGAGCGACUGCCGCCGUCAGCUGGUGGAGCGCGGCUUCAAGAAUCCGGUUCUGCUGCUGCAUCCACUCGGCGGUUGGACCAAGGACGACGACGUGCCGCUGCCGGUGCGAAUGGCUCAACACCAGGCCGUGCUAGAUUCGGGAGUGCUGAAGCGGGAGCACACAAUUUUGGCCAUUUUCCCGUCUCCGAUGAUGUACGCUGGCCCGACCGAGGUGCAGUGGCAUGCGAAAGCAAGAAUGAACGCCGGUGCCAACUUUUACAUCGUUGGCCGCGACCCCGCUGGGAUGCCCCACCCGGACAAGAAUAUGUACCCGGACGGCAAUCUGUACGACGGAGCGCACGGUGCUCGCGUACUCAAGAUGGCCCCCGGACUGGACAGUAUUGAGAUCUUACCAUUCCGCGUGGCCGCGUACGACAAGUCCGUCUCGCAGAUGGCCUUCUUCGAUCCGGCCCGGAAGGGCGACUUUGAUUUCAUCUCCGGCACCCGGAUGCGCACGCUGGCCCGCACCGGGCAGGAUCCGCCGCUCGGCUUCAUGGAACCGAAGGCGUGGAAAAUCCUCGCCGAAUACUACCAAUCGCUGAAGAGCGGCUCGACGAAUUGACGCGAGAGAUAGUGUGGGGGGCGCACAAAAGUUUUCUUUUUUUUAGCAAUGGCGUGUGAUAUCGGGCUUGGAGCGCGUGUCUUUCGUUUGUGUUUUAGUUUUAGCUUUGUUUGAUUUAUUGUGUAGUGUUCAGAAUUUAAAAAAUGAUGAUCAGAUUUAUAUUGUUAUAUUAUUUAAUCGUGGUACGAGAACAAAGUUUAUUCGGACGAAUAAACGGAAUUAAACAAAAAUAUAACCUUAAGGGGAUACUAACCGUA
Culex pipiens pallens (northern house mosquito) is the source of this 2697-nucleotide messenger RNA. RefSeq names its product bifunctional 3'-phosphoadenosine 5'-phosphosulfate synthase (gene Papss). Bases 452 to 2440 code for a protein of 662 amino acids. Gene Ontology annotation, biological process: sulfate assimilation; 3'-phosphoadenosine 5'-phosphosulfate biosynthetic process. Lineage: Eukaryota; Metazoa; Arthropoda; Insecta; Diptera; Culicidae. The record is from RefSeq and is a predicted model, not a curated record. Gene Ontology annotation, molecular function: sulfate adenylyltransferase (ATP) activity; ATP binding; adenylylsulfate kinase activity. The transcript has 4 exons.